Messenger RNA from Tetrahymena thermophila SB210, 246 nucleotides. RefSeq names its product papain family cysteine protease. The transcript has a single exon. Lineage: Eukaryota; Ciliophora; Oligohymenophorea; Hymenostomatida; Tetrahymenidae. The record is from RefSeq and is a predicted model, not a curated record.
AUGGUUUUCUUUGAGAACUUGUAAAAGAUUAAGGAACAUAACAGUAACCCUAAUAACACUUAUUCUACCCAUUUAAACUAAUUCUCAGAUAUGAAUAAAGUAGAAUUUACAGAAAAAAUUCUUAUGAAAUAAGAUUUGGUUGACCAUUUAAUGAAUGGAAUCAGUUAAGAGGCAACUAAUUAUUAUAUUAAUAAUGAAAAUUAACUUAAUUCAAAAAGCCUUACUUUAGCUGCUUCAAUAGACUGA